Macrobrachium nipponense is the source of this 8295-nucleotide messenger RNA. RefSeq names its product putative inorganic phosphate cotransporter. The coding region runs from base 346 to 1935 and encodes 529 amino acids. The record is from RefSeq and is a predicted model, not a curated record. The transcript has 13 exons. Gene Ontology annotation, molecular function: transmembrane transporter activity. Gene Ontology annotation, cellular component: membrane. NCBI's taxonomy places the organism in Eukaryota, Metazoa, Arthropoda, Malacostraca, Decapoda, Palaemonidae. Gene Ontology annotation, biological process: transmembrane transport; monoatomic anion transport.
UUUUAUCAUAGUUAUAAAAUUAUCUUAAAAAUAAAUUGUGACAUACCCAAAUAAAAUAAAUGUAAUUUAAAUAUAUAUUAUAGUAUUAAUAGAUUAUUUGUGAAGGAUUUCGUGUAUUACACAUGCAAAACAUGUCGAUGUUCUAAAGGGAGACGAAGUGAACGCUACUGACAACACGUCAAAGCCAUCAGAACAACAUAGACUUUUGAUUUCAGUAGGGUUUUCUGGUCCGUCAUCUGCCGCGAAUAAUAACACUUAAUCAUGGGCUUCCUUCGCUGUCCGUCUUCAUAAUGGGCAUACACCUCCAUUUUCAGUACGUCGUGUGCGAAAUAUAAGCAGGGAACCAUGAGAGGUGAAAGUUUACUGCAGUGGUGGCCUCGUCUCCUGUCAUCUACUGGUUACAGCAGAGUUCAUACCUCAGAGCACUGCAGGCAGAAUACACAAACUUGUGUUCAGCAGAGGGAAAAUGAACUGUCAGGACCAGAAGAAAGUUCCAAAACUAAUUAUGGAGAGCGACACGUGCUUGUGUUCCUGUUGUUCUUGGGAUUUGCUGAGGUGUAUGCAAUGCGAGUUAAUUUAUCAGUUGCAAUUGUAGCAAUGGUAAUGAAACAGUCUUCUAGUCAUGAAUCAGCACAGCAAGUUGAAGAUACUUGUCCUGAACCAGCUUCACAGGAGUCGAGAUCAUCAGUAUCUGUAAAUAGUGGCGAGUUCGACUGGGACGAAAAAACUCAGGGAAUGAUUCUUGGUUGCUUUUUCUACGGUUAUAUGUUGACCAAUUACAUAGGAGGAAGGUUAGCAGAAAGGUUCGGUGGGCGAUUAGUCUACGGGCUUGGAGUUACCCUAACUGGAAUUCUUACUGUGCUCUCCCCAUUAGCUGCUAAACACUCCACUGGUGCUUUUAUGGUCAUUAGAGUAUUGGAAGGAAUGACAGAGGGUGUUACUUUCCCAGCUAUGAAUGUGAUGGUAUCAUUUUGGAUUCCUCCUCAGGAGAGGGCCCGUUCAUUGGCUCGAAUAUGUGGAGGGUGCCAGUUCGGAACUGUUGUUACAUUAUCAGUUAGCGGAUGGCUGUCACAGUCAAUUUGGGGCUGGCCUGCUGUAUUUUACGUUUCUGGAAGCCUUGCCAUAGUUUGGGGAUGGUUUUGGUUUAAAAAUGUAUAUGAUUCACCUGACCAACACCCAACUAUAUCCACAGCAGAAAAGUUGUUCAUUAAGCAAGGCAUUGGGGAUCAUAGAAAUAAUAAAAGUUUGGAUGUUCCCUGGUACUCCAUAUUGACGUCAACACCAUUUCUAAUUGUGAUAGUUACCCAUGUGGGAAACAAUUGGGGUUUUUAUUGCCUUUUGACCGAACUUCCAACAUAUCUUAAGAACAUUCAACAUUAUGAUAUGAAGCAGAAUGGUGUAGUAUCUGCAAUGCCGUAUCUACUAAUGUGGCUCUUUAGUUUAUUUUACUCCUCUUUAAUGGACCACCUGCUUGAGAAACGUGUUUUAACAACUAGGCAAAUUCGUCAGCUAGCUAUGGCUAUAGGUAAUUAUAUUCCCAUGGUGUCUGUGUUGCUUGUGCCUUGGGCGGGAUGUAAUGGUCGACUUGCUGUUGCCCUCAUUUGUGUUGCUGUAGGAGCUUCUGGGGCGACUUUCUGUGGAUUCCAUUGUGCAUUCCAGGAAUUGGCUCCAAAUUUUGCUGGAACACUAACAGGAAUAUCUAACACUCUUGCAACAAUUCCUGGUUUUUUGGCUCCUGUUGUUACUGGAGCAAUUAUUAAUAACCAGCAAACUCUGGGACAGUGGCGGGAAGUCUUCCAGCUGGUUUCUAUGGUUUACUUGGUGGUGUGUUCUCUUUACCUUGUCUAUAUGUCGUCAGAUGUUCAACCUUGGAAUGAAGGACACACUGAGAAAAGAAAACCAGUUAAGGAAAUCACAGAGAUGAAAACGGUGUAAGAUUUAAAUUUAUCUGUUACAGUUGGUGGCUGCAAUAAAAAUUUAAUGUACUUCGCAAACAUAUUGAUGAACUGACCCAUAUUUGAAUAAAGUACAAUCCUAUCUACUUAACUGUAAUCACGUAAGUACAGUCCACAUUAAGGGUACAUAACCAUAAAUUAUACAUAGUAAGCACUGUAUAACGAAUGUAUUUGAAGCCUGAAAUAAAUGCUAGAGUACCCGGUAAAAAUUUGCUCACAUGCCAGUCAAAUAGUACUUCUAGAUGUCUCAUAGUUGCUGGAAUCGUAGUGUAGUUCAAGAGCGUAGUAGUAUAUACCAUCUGCCAGAAAUAUAUUUUGGCUUCAAUGCAUUUUCACUGUACUAUUGAAAGUUUCACUUCAAGGUCAAGGGAAAUUUGCAAUUAUUAAUUUAGGUCUUUCAAACAUUUUACAAUCAUGGACACUAUAUUUUCAUUUUGUAAAUAAUUACAAUAUGUAACUUCAGUAAUUAACCAUCAGUAUUCAUAUACGAUAGAACGGUCAGAUCUCUUUAAUAAGGAACCCUGUAGUUUGGCAGCUCCCACAAUCCGGCACAGUUUGAAGAUUCUGCUAGUAGUAUUUGGUUAUGGAAGUGCUACCAAGGCUGUUAUUGUCAGUAUUAAGAUGCCAACAUUUCUUGAUAAAUAGCCAGAUGUGUUGCUGAAAAAUUGGAGUCAACGUAUGUUUUUUUAUGUAGUAUUAGGGUGUCAUCCAGCAGACCAAUAAUUAUGAUAUAACUACGUACAGUAAUAUUAAAAUUGUCCAUUAAAAGACCAGUGACUCAAGCUCUUUCAGCAUAUCCAAAAGACAGUAAUUUAACCAGCCUAAUUGGAGCAAGGAUUUGUGGGUAAUAAUAACUGUAUGUACAUUGCAAAGCUUUAAGUGAGUUAUAGGUGUAUCAAAGCAGUUUUAUUCUCUUCACACUUUCCAUAACAAGAAUUAUUGAACUAAGUCAGCUAAUCAGCUUUACGCAAAAAGACCUGAAUCAGAGUUACGAUUUCAUAAAUUGAGGCAGAGCAAUGUUUGAAAACUAUUAUUUCAGUUGAAAAUCUUUUGUAAUAGAUCAAUAGUUGAAAUCUAUUGCGCUGCAUAAUGAAUUAUUUAAAAAAAAGGCUGGGCUGUUGUCCUUUUUGUGUAAAUCAUAAAGAACAGAAAUAUGGAGGUGGUCUCUUUCUGUUUGAAUCUGUAGAGUUGACAAACCUAAAAUGCAGGGCAGAAGGUUAGAUUACCUUGCUCUUGGAAACAUUAUUAUUGCUACAGGCUUUCAAAAUGUCAAAUACUGUGAGGGGCUCUAACAUAACAUACUUUUGUGCUUGAAAAUAAAAAGACGUAAAAAACUAUUGAUGGAAAUUGAUAAUAAACAAUACAAUUCUUAUUAACACAACAUCACAUAGCAUUAAGAGCUAAUGAUCAUUGCUUACUAAUGGUUACUGCUUUUGUAUUUGUAAUAUUUUAUUAGAUGUUUUGAAUAUAAAUGAUAAUUGCAAAUAAUUUUAAAGUCAAUUUUUCUGUACAUAUAGCCGGGCAUAUUUGAUACCAACACAUGAACCACUUGCAAUAGCAGUAGGUUAAGUGCUAAAACUGAUUAACAGUUCUAACAAGUAAAUAUUGGAAAAUAUCGCUGUUUUUGAUCAGAUUUAUUUAUUAUUAUUAUUAUUAUAAAAGUUUUGAUUAAAUUAUGAUAUAUUUAUUUUUUGGAGUACCUCUUUCAUACUGUUUGUUCUGUACAAAAUGGUGUGCAUUCUAUAUAUAUGUUCUAGAUAGGAAGGGAUAGGAAGGCAGCAAAAUGAGCUGACUGGAUGUAGACUAAACAAUUCUAGGUUAUUAUUUUCUUGCGUCUUGCCAGUCUUUUGUCUCUCUUUAUUUUACCUGCAAAGUGUAAUUAAAACAUUUUAUUUAUUCUAGUUAAUUCUGCAUCAUCAUCUCUUCUAAUGCUGUGUGUUACAGAGGGCCUCUGUGAGAUUCUUCCAACCAUGUCUUUAUUGUUCUCUGUCGUCCACAAAUCUCAGCUGAUCUUCAGCCUUACAUCUCAUAGUUCUCACUCAAGUAGGUUUCUGUCUUCCAACUGUUCCAGCUGAUGCUCUCAUGUACUUCCUAGGGUGGUAUGAAGGAAACAUCGAAGCUAUUAUCAUCUUCUCUACCUAGGGUAUGGAACUCUGAUAAUUUCCAAUAUGUUAUUUCUAACUCUAUCCUGAAUGCCACAGUGAUACAAGAACUUCCACAGCUUUGGCCUCAUUUAAUCAACAAAACCCAUGAGAGAGGAAUUUCAAACUUUCAACUCUGCUGCACAUCUCCCUUAACACAAAUGUAUGAUCUGUAUAACUUCUGCCUUUUCAAAGCAGUUAUCAACUUCUUUCUCCAGCCUGUUGAGAGUUCUGUUUAAGCACAAUGCUUCCAUUGUUAUCACAUUCCACUCAGGUUAACUUUCUUCAGUACCUACAACUUCCAGUGAUUCCAUCUUAGCCCAAAGCUUUCUGUCUCUUGAGUUUCUGUACUAUGGAGUUCACUUCAAAAUCUGUGAAUUCAUUGAUUACUGUAGUACUGAUAUUUAGGCCUUCUUUAGCUCCUGGUGUACUUGUGGAAUUAUUCCCUCAAAUCACUUCUUUGUGAUACAAAAAUGUUUCACCUAGAAUGUCUUUUAAUGUUUUGUAUAUUUGUUUAAGUCACCGUCACUCAGAUUGAUACAUUUAAGUACAGAAAGGAUUACAUGUAGUUUUCAUUAAGGGUUUUAUAGGUCAGUAUCUUUAGUACCACAAGUUCUGUUGUCAGCAGUGGCCAAGUCCCAAGGUGGCUGGAUUAAAGAUGGCUGACUGCAUCAUGAAACCAUGAAAUCCAGAAUAUAAUCUGUAUCUGUUGAAUGUACUAGUCUGCAGUUGAUACAGAAUCGUAACUACUAUAAUUUUCCCAAAAUUUCAAAAGCAGCCUGAUUUAAUUUUGAAUACCUUUCAGUAUUUCAUUAGUAAAAAUAUGAAAAACAUUGGUUAGAUAAUUUUAUAAAACUUUGCAAGUAAGGAACCAGCUAUGCAAAAAUGACUGGUAGUCAAACUUAUCAACAUACUAUGGUAUUGUGUGUGUAUUCUCAGGGGGUCAAGUUUUCAUUGUGGUUCAGGUAAACCACGAAAUGAAAUAUGUGCUUAAACGUUUAUUCUCAGGGGUCUGAGUUUUAAUUGAUUCAGGUAACCCACAAUAUGAAAUAUGUGUUAAAUAAGUGAAUUCCGACUUUCUUGAGGGAUUUUUUCUGUUCUCAGUUCAGUGUGCUUGCAGAUGAUUUGUAUUCUCCUCCAUGCAUUGUAUUUUGAUGGUGUAUAGUCGCCCCUUUACUUAGAGUGCUCAAGAUAAGAGGAGAGUGGAGAGCAUGUAAACCAGAGGUAAAAGGAAGGGAUACUGAUAUAAUUAUUUUUGUAGCCAACAGAUUAUGACUAAGUUUGUAGGUAAAAUACAAGCGAUUUUGCUAGAACUAGUGGGGAGUGAUUUAUUAGACUUUUGAUAAUAGGAUUCACAAAUCUCAUUUUUCAUGAAAUAUUAUGUAUUUAAAUGGUGCUUUAAUGGCUCAUAGAGUAUUUUAUAUAUAGAUAUUUUAUUAGAUUGUUCAUAGGAAAUCAAAGCUUUUAAGGUAGAUUGUGGGAUGAAUUAACUUAGAGCAUUAAUGAUAAUCUGUGCCUGUUGUGAUGCCCAGUAAGAAAUCUAAAUCAUCAUUGACAGAGAUAAGUCUGUCAAUCUAUUUCUAUUUCUAUUUAAUUAAAAGUGGAAAUCAGCCAGAGAUAAAUAGUCUGAUAUAUGAGUUAAACUUUGCAUGAAAUAAGUCUCAUAAUUGUAUCAAUGUACUUUUAGUAUUCAGACUAUAUUGAUAGGAAGGGUUGGUUUAUGUUUCUGUGUCUGGAGAUGAAAAGCACAUUUAGCAAGAUGCUUGCUUCCAUGGUGCAUUCAUUCAGUGUCUUGGGGCUUUUUAAACUAUUGAUUGACCAGCCCGAGAAGAGUCUACUUGAGACUCAGAGGUCUGGAAAAACUAACACCUAUUAAUAAUAAUAAUAAACUAUUGAUUAAAGACUUGAGGUUAUCAGAUUGUUUAGCCAAACUGUGAAGCACCUUUUUGUUCAACUACAAGAAAACAAGAGUAAUGUUGGAUGAUAGAUUUAAUAGGGAUAGCACUAGCAAAUUAAUUCAGGAUUGCAUACAUACGUUAUAGUGCUUGCCAUGUUUUGUCUAAAUCAUCACUUUAGUGUAUAUAUAUUGUUAUGAUAACACAUGUAUUCACAUGUAAUUUUUGGUAGUAAGUUUACUAUUUGUAACUUUUAGUUGCAUUCUUUGAGAAACGGAAUCAGUUUGAGAAUCGCAGGAAAAAGGAAUUUGAAAAGGAGAGUACAGGUGGUUCCCCCGUAUUCGCGGGGGAUGCGUACCAGACCCCCCCGUGAAUAGUUAGAACCCGCGAAUGUUUGGAACCCCUAUAAAUACGCUAAAAACAGCCUAUUUUAUUAGUUAAAACUCAAGGAAAACCACUAAAAAUUUUCGUACUUGGUUUUUUUAAUAGUUUUAUCACAAAAAAUGCAUAUUAUGAUGAAAUUGAUAAAAAAAACCAGGAAUUUGUGGAUGUUUCUCAUAGAAAAAUACCGCGAAUGCGCAAAUUUUCCACGAAUAAUGUGGGGAAAUGUUCCCAAGAGAAAUCCGUGAAUCCGGAGAACGCGAAUACGGGGGGCCCACUGUAGUCAUUUGUUGACUUUUGUAGUAAGUGCAGUGUUAGUUGACAGAAAGUUAAUGAGUGCUGAUUUACAGUCUGUGCUAAGAUUGUAUCCUUUUUAAGAGCUGGUUCUGGUAUUGUAAGUGGUAGCUUGAAACUUCAUUUUACAACUGCUUCAUUACAUUGUAUGAAGUAUUUUUAGACACUGUAUGUACUUGUUUGAAGAUGAAGACUACUUAAUUUUACUGAGGAAAAAUGCAAAAGUUUGUGGUAUUUUUCAUGGAGUUCAGAGGAGUACAGUAUACAGAUUUGUGUGAUCUGAUUGUCAUAGUCACAUGUGAUGCCCUCCUCACAAGGCCCAUUUACUGGCAUUUCUUUUUACUUGGUGCAUAUGGAUGAUUAAAAGUCAUCACUUUGAAAUAUGAUCCCUUGUAGCUGAACCUGAAUUCCAUGUCAUUGUCUGUUCUUCUGGAAUCAGACUUUUCAAUUUUAUGAUGAGAACCAUACAGGUAAGUCUUGAAUUAUUGCAUAUUCAAAAUUAACAUGUUUAAUUUGGUAAAUGGUAAAAAGUUAGGCUUUCCUUAUUUUACAAGAUUCAGAAAAUAUUAAACAUUCCUUGUCAUUACAGUGAUAUACUGGGAUCAAGAAUAAUGUUUGUAGGAAAUCAUGCUGGUAGUAAUAGGUGCACAAGAAUAGGUUAUCAAUUCUAGUGGAGCAUUUACGUAUAGCCUUUUGGAAUAUGAAGCAAACGUUUCAGUAUUACUUGUUGCAAUUUGUAGAGCAGUAGCAUACUGUUUGUUACCACUUGGUAAUUCUUGUGUAACAGGAAAAUAUGAGAUGAUUAUGCAGACUUGUAUUGAGAUUUGUUAACGGUUUGUAUACCAGUCCAGUUUAGAAAUGUAUAGUUGGUUAAAACUCAAUUAGUCUGUCUGCUGUCUCAAUAAUUUUUUGUACAUGAAGUCCUGCUUUUAGUAUGUUAAAAUUAUUGAUAUGGAAAAGUGUUGUGAAAAUAUUGGGAUGCCAGUGCUUUCAUGUAUUGAAGAAGGAUCAAAAGUUAUAGUCUAAAAAUUAAAAGCAGUAAGAUAUUGUAAUUUGGUCAGUGCAGCAGUUCACAGUACGUAUGUAGUAUUUGUAACUGGCAUAGUCAGUUGUAUCAGAUUUAUGCAUUACUGUAUCAGUAACAAUGCAAUUUGAAUAGUGUAUGUAUUAGUAUUACGAAUGUCUGUUUAUAAAUUAUCUAAUAAAGUUUGAAGAUUAUGAGCACGGCAACCAGUUUCAAUGGAAAGAACAGUAUAUAGCAUAGCUAGGUAUUACAACAGAUUACUCAUAUCACUAAGGCAUUCUAAGGACAGUUUUUUAUCAUAAAGUGGUUCUAUGAACUAUGUUUAGCUUCUGUAGAGAUUAAUAAGACUAAAAACCACCCUAAUGCUCAAUAACAAGUAUUUAAUGCACAUGAUAUUUGUUUUUAAAAAGCGCAUGAUCGGAAAAAUAAGACUAGUAUGUAGGACAUUGUCAGUAUUAAGGCCAAAUGAAAUGCCAUAACCUCUCAAUCAUUUGUACUGAUACAUCCAAAGGAGGUGUAAUAUACAUCCAGAGGGAAGAAAAAAGAAUCUUACCAUAACCCAUCUUACCAUAACCCUUGCAAGAUGGCUACCCCAUGAAAAUAUA